Cheilinus undulatus (humphead wrasse) is the source of this 4122-nucleotide messenger RNA. Its product is annotated as E3 ubiquitin-protein ligase RNF31. Gene Ontology annotation, cellular component: LUBAC complex. Gene Ontology annotation, molecular function: linear polyubiquitin binding; ubiquitin protein ligase activity; K63-linked polyubiquitin modification-dependent protein binding. Bases 83 to 3364 code for a protein of 1093 amino acids. NCBI's taxonomy places the organism in Eukaryota, Metazoa, Chordata, Actinopteri, Labriformes, Labridae. The transcript has 24 exons. The record is from RefSeq and is a predicted model, not a curated record. Gene Ontology annotation, biological process: protein linear polyubiquitination.
GGGCGUACCCAUCUGCUUUGCAAGGUUAUGUUGAAACAAUAAUAAGUGAGACUGGUGACCUGCAAGAAAACAACGCUAUAGGAUGCCGUCCUUGUCAGAGGACCUUCAGGAUGUUCGGAGUCGGGCGGAGGUGUGUCUCUACUCCGGGGGUAGGGUGGUAGAGGUACGAGCCGGGGUCAUGGCUAUGGCUAAUCUGUCCUUACCGCCAUGCUCCAAAUACCGGCACAUCUCUGCAGAAACCAUGGUGAUGGAGAACAGCUUCGGCGGCAACAGGAAAGAGACUCUUGCAUCUCUGCAGCGACUUUCUACCGCCUUAAACAUCCUGGAGAAGUAUGGCUGUAAUUUAACGAAUCCCAACCGGCCGAAGUACUGGAGGACAGUCAAACACAACAACCCGGUGUUCAGAGCCACAGUUGAUGCUAUCCAGGGAGGGAGAGCCGUGCUCUGUCUCUAUGGUUAUUCCAAUCAGCAGGCGGACGGGCUCAGCUUCCCUGAUGAUGUCACCGACCCGGAUGUUGGCCGAGUGGCUGCGGUGACACUUGAAGUGAUGAGUCUGAGGAUGGAGCUGGAGAUGCUGAUUAAGGAGACUCACCCGCACCCCGAAUUUUACGAGAGAAUCAUACCAACACUGAGACAUAAGGAUGUCGGUCUGAACACUGAAGCUGUGGUCUUCCAGUCCUCCUCAUCAUCUUCGGGACAUUCAAAGGGUCAGACUAAAUCUCUGGCCUUCCCCCUCCACCAUCACUCGUCCAGGAAGAGCGGCCACUUUCUGUCGUCCAACCACCAGAGUCUCAGGUCCAUCCAGGUCUUCUCCACCUCCUCCAACAAACACCCAGAGAACUGCAGCAUCUGUGAAAUCUUCCGAAUCUCGGCCCAUUGCCUCACCUGUCUGCAGGGUCUCUGCUCAGAGUGUGACAGACUCUACCACUCCUAUCCCGAGAGGGCCAACCACCGCCGAGUGGCCGUUACAUCUUCAUCGUCUUCAUCCUCAUCAUCGUCAUCACAGAACAGGGGCACUCACAGUUCUUCGACUUGGCGUUGUCUCCACUGUACCAAAGUGAACUCGAUGCAGGAUGUGCUGUGUGAGGAGUGUGAGCGCCCCCGUAUGGACUCCAUCAGCUCCAAAACAGAUGAAUUUCAAUCUGCCAACAUCACAGAGUGGCAGUGUAAGAGCUGUACUAUGGUGAACGCAGCCAGCAGUGUUCUGUGUGAGGUUUGUGAAAGACCCCGUCUGGCCACACGACCUCCAGUAACCCCGUCACACCCUCCUAUCCUUCCCCCAAGGCCCCCAGCACCCGUACUGGGCAUGCCUGGUGACCCUGACAGCCAGUGGGUGUGCCAGUUCUGUACCUACCUGAACUACUCACCUGCAACAGUAUGCGAGAUGUGUGACCUUUCUCAUCCCGAGCCUGCACCUCUGCCUGUUAAGCUCCGCCCUCCUUCUCCUGUCAGACGUGUACCCGCCCUGUCAAUCAAGCCCAAAGAGCCCGCCUCCGAAGAUCAGGACUUGCUGAGGCAGAGGUUGAUGAAGGAGGAGGGGCUGAAGCUGAUCCGACUGAUCAGAGACGGGGAGAAGAAAGGAGUGAGUCCAGAGGAGGUGUACACGAGCAUGAAGGUUACAGGAGACAGCAGCACCCUGCCCUGCAAGUGGUUAAAGACUGAACUUCCUCUGCUAUUGGACAAGAUCCGUAUGAUGGCGGCAACAUCGUCUCUGCAGUGUGAAAAGAGCAAAACAGACAACAGAAGCUGUACUUGUGACACUCCUGCAGAAAGUGAUGGUAAAGACACUAAAAGUGCAGAAACGGGGAUCCAGUUAUCUAGAACAGAAGCAAAGCAGGCCUGGCUGACAGCAGGGGGCGACACCGAGAAAGCUGCCAAACAAGCUCUGAGGGACAGGCUGGCCAAGAUGAAGGAGCUGCGUUCGCUCGGCUUCAGUGAUGAGGCUCACUGCCAUGACGUUCUGAGGCAGAGCGGUGGAGACUUAAGAGGGGCUUUAGUGCUGCUGCAGCGCCCCCUGCUGGAACCCUUUCAUAAGCGGAUUUGGAGUGACAAACCAGAGCAGCCUGUGGACAUUCAUCACCCUGACAAACAGCGAAUAUGUCGAAGGUUGUUAGCGGUCUACGAUCUUCCCAGCUGGGGUCGGUGCGAGCUGGCCCUGUCGCUGCUUUUGGAACACGGCGCCCCCUACUCCCUGGAGGAUGUAGUGACAGCUGUGAGAGAGUCCCACGACCGAGAGUUUAUCAAGAGAGUUCUGGCUAAAGAGUGUCCCAUCUGUCUGUCCAUCUUCCCUCACAGCAAGAUGCAGUCCCUGACGUCGUGUCAGUGCUCGGUGUGCUGUGGAUGUUUCCAGCAGCACUUCACCAUCGCUGUCAGAGACAAACACAUCAGAGACAUGGUGUGUCCGGUCUGCUGGGAGCCCGACAUCAACGACCCAGAACACCUCAACAGCUACUUCUCCACACUGGAUAUCCAGCUGCGUGAGUGUCUGGAGUCAGAAGUUUAUGAGCUGUUUCAUAAGAAGCUGACAGAGCAGGCUCUCAUCAAGGACCCAAAGUUCCUCUGGUGCUGUCAUUGCUCCUACGGGUUCAUCUAUGAUGGCGACCAGCUGAAGGUGACAUGCUUUCAAUGUCGUAAUAGUUUCUGCGCUCAGUGUAAAAAGCCUUGGGAGUCCCAGCAUGCAGGCCUGUCCUGUGAACAGUUCCAGUCAUGGAAGAGAGAGAAUGAUCCAGAGUAUCAGAGACAAGGCCUGGCUGGAUACCUCCGAGACAACGGCAUCACCUGCCCCAACUGUCGCUUUCAGUACGCACUGUCUAAAGGAGGCUGCAUGCACUUCUGCUGCUCUCAGUGUCGGUACCAGUUCUGCAGCGGCUGCAACAAUCCUUUCCACACCACGUGUGCGGUAGAUGAGUGCAGUGUUUCUGGAUUACAUGCUCAUCAUCCCAGAGACUGCCUCUUCUAUCUGAGAGACUGGGAACCAUCAAGACUGCAGGCUCUACUGCAGAAUAACGGAGUAACCUUUAACACUGAACCUCCUCCUGGAACACAGACAGGUCAGUGCGGGGUGAUCGAGCAGAAGGAUGAAGGCAGUCAGCAGUCCGAUUCAGCCUGUGGAGCUCAGACUCAACCCGGACAUGCUGGACUCUGCGAGAAGCAUUACCGUGAGUACCUGGUGAGCCUGAUCAACAGCCAUUCAAUUGACCCUGCCCCCCUCUACAGCUCCAAUGAGCUGCUGCUCGCCUGCAAGAGGUACAAGGUGGACGAGAGCCGCAGGGACGGAGAGGACAGCUUCACCUACUUCAGCCGCCUGCUUGAGAAACUGAUGAGUGAGGUCACACUGGGAGACAAGGUGCCACGCAAGAAAUAACCAAGAACAGAUUCAUGUUACCUGCAGGUGCAAACAUCUGGACCCAUCAACACUGAGCUCAAGUACUUGAGGCAAAAAGGAGAGUUUCCCUUCAAGCUUCGACUCUGUAAAUGUUCAACACUGUGAUGUUUUAAAAACAAGGAGGCAGCUGCUUUCUGUGACAUCGAUCUCACUCUGUGAAACAUCAUAAAAACAUGAUCCAUUCUGUGAGAAAUCAUUGAGAGAAAAUAGGCAGAUAAACUAAAGCUUUUUAUCCAUCCUUGAGCCUGAUUUAUGCUUCUGUGUCAAAGGUCAGCUUAGCCCUGAACCAUGCAGAGGCCUUCAUGUGUAGCCAACGUUCACCUCUUCAGAAAUGUUACUACAUCUAAAGGAAGCAGACCGCCAGCGCUGUGAUUGAAUGAAGUGAGGGGGCCUGAAUACUUCCUGAAUGAUUCAGACUAUGAUCUCUUCACUGCACAUAUCUCACUGUAUUUAAAUGUCUGUCAAAUCUUCUAACUGUGCAUGUUUAAAGUUGACAUGCUCUGUUUGCAGCACCAUUAACAGCUCAUGCGGCUGAUUUUCCUGCAUUUGUUUGGACGUCUAAUAAAUGGACUGGAAUGCAGCACAACGUCUAUGGAUGUAAAAACACCCUGGACAAGUUGGUGACUCAAUUUUAAAGUAAUACACUUUGUGCUUUAAUAAGUACUCUGUUUAAUUUAAAUGCUGAAAGGUUGGAGUGUAAGAAAAGGAACAGAAGUGUAAAUGGUGGUAAGAGUGCA